Charadrius vociferus (killdeer) is the source of this 803-nucleotide messenger RNA. RefSeq names its product chromosome unknown open reading frame, human C10orf107 (gene CABCOCO1). Bases 39 to 803 code for a protein of 254 amino acids. The transcript has 7 exons. Lineage: Eukaryota; Metazoa; Chordata; Aves; Charadriiformes; Charadriidae. The record is from RefSeq and is a predicted model, not a curated record.
AAGACCAAGAUCAGGAUGCCAUAGGUGAAAAGAAGAUUAUGAAUCGGACAUUUCUUUCUCUUUCCCAAAUUACUGCUUUGUCAGAACAAAAUGUAGCAGGAGUUCAAAAAAAGCUGGAAGAAUUUCUGAAUUUUAAACAAUUAAAGACAUCUUUGAAAGAAGCUAUUUUGCUCGAUUAUUAUACUGCAGGAUUUUGCUGGGCUAAAGAAAUGAACUUCAGUCUUAUACAGCUCUCAGGAUUCAUGAAUCUAUUAAAUUUCCUGUUGGAGAACCUCAGUGACAAACAUAUGACCUUAGGAGAUAAUUUAAAAGAACUUGGAAAAGCAAUGGCUGGAAUAGGAGAAACUGAUUCAGAAAGAGGUGGUGACUUGAAUUUCUUCAGCAUUGAGCAAGCCAAAGCAGUCAUUGAUUACUUGAAUAUCAGCUUAUUUAAACACUAUAAACUAUAUGAAUACCUCUUCCACAGUCCUAGAGAAGAACUUGUGAUAAGUAAUGAGUAUGUGGUUGAACUUGCCCAACCUGAAGCUCCCCCCUUCCCUGCUCUGCCGGAAGAAGGCAUACCUUCGGGUAUCUAUUCGUCAUUCAUAAUAUCACCAACAAUUGCAGAGGCAGAAUCUCAGGGGUCUGAUCAUGAGGAAGAGCCUUGUCCAGAGGUAGAGUCCUUCGAGGCAGACGCUGUGGCUGGUGUCACUACUGAAGAUCAGAAGUCUGCAGUGGGUGAAAUCCCAAAUGAAAUUAUUGGCAACCUCGAGGCAGAGAUAAAUGAAAAACUGGAACUGCAAGAAGCAGCUUAUACUUUGUGA